Messenger RNA from Sphaeroforma arctica JP610, 347 nucleotides. RefSeq lists its product as hypothetical. The annotation marks the transcript as partial. Lineage: Eukaryota; Ichthyosporea; Ichthyophonida. The record is from RefSeq and is a predicted model, not a curated record. The transcript has a single exon.
CAUAUAUAUAUAUAUAAUCUAGCGAACAACAACACGAGUCGAAUAUAAGAGUAGCGGUACUAAGACUAUAAAAUUGUACAUCCUAUACACCAAGACCCGUCCUAGUUUAUUUCUUGAAACGUUUUCAAUCCACUAGUAAUAUAUCAUGUCGUGCUAUGUAGCUGGGCCUAAUGAGGCUCUGAUCGUGUCCGGAGGGCUUUGUUCUGAAGAUGAUAAGAGCUUCAUUGUGGGUGGUUAUACUGUGAUAUGCCCACUGACUACGCAGGUAGACAGACUAUCACUAGAGAUCAUGACAAUCACGCCCAGAUGUGAGAAAGUCGAGACACUACAGGGUGUUGCCCUUACUG